CGCUGGAUCUCUGAUUUAUCAGCUUUGCUUUUUAAGUGAAAUUGCUGCUUUUCCUCAUUAUGAGAUUUUAAUGUGUUCUAUGAGUUGUUUGAGACUUUGAGACUAUUAUUAUUGAGCUAAUAAUACUGUUUUCACUGCAGUUCAGCAAGUUAAAACCGUUUCUCCGGUCUGUUCACCGUAAACCACACAGAUUCUGUUUUAUGUUAUCACACAGACUGCUAAUAUUUGGUUUGCAAAAAAAUCUGACAUCAGCGUGAAAGAAACAGGCAUGUACCUGCAUUAAAUAUUGCGUAAUAGUGAACUGCACUUUUUAAAGUUUUCUGUCUGGAGGAGCGACACGCUGAAGUCCAUUAAUAAAAGCUGGAGGAGCAACAAACAAGGAAAACAAGUUGAGAACGGUUCAGUUAAGGUGUCUGAAGAGUAAAAGCCAGCGUGUGUGUUGUGUUUUUGGCAGACAUGGACCCUCAGGUGCCCAAAGACAAGUAUAAUGGCGUCUGGCUGAUUUUCUUCAUGCUGGGAUUGGGAACGCUGCUUCCCUGGAAUUUCUUCAUGACCGCCACCAUGUACUUCACCAGUCGUCUUGCAGACCCUUUAACCGCAAUGAACAAUGCAUCAAUGAACAGCACAGAAGAAGACUCUCGCAGCGUCCUACAGGCCAAGUUUAAUAAUGUGAUGACUCUGUGUGCGAUGGUUCCUCUGCUGGUCUUUACCUGCCUCAACUCUAUCCUUCACCAGAGGAUUCCUCAGAAGAUCCGCAUCGCAGGCAGCCUGACGCUGAUCCUGCUGGUGUUUUUACUGACGGCCAUCUUGGUGAAAAUACAUUUAGAGCCGCUGCCGUUCUUCAUUGUCACCAUGGUUAAAAUCAUCUUCAUUAACUCAUUCGGAGCGGUUCUUCAGGGGAGUCUGUUUGGUAUGGCUGGUCUUUUACCGGCUUCAUACACGACACCCAUCAUGAGCGGACAGGGACUUGCUGGAACAUUCGCUGCUUUCUCCAUGAUCUGCGCCAUCGCCAGUGGUUCUGAGUUACAUGACAGUGCGUUUGGAUAUUUCAUCACAGCGUGUGCUGUUAUUUCCCUCGCCAUCGCUUCAUAUGUUGUCCUUCCCAAACUGGAGUUUUAUCAGCACUACCAGGAGAGUCGGCAGAAUAAACCAGCCGAGGAUGAAGAGAAUAAGAUGGAUCUGUUAAAGAAAGAUCAGAGACUGCAGAGCGCUGGAGACGAUGACAAAAAGUCACCAUCCAUACUGGCCAUCUUUAAGAAGAUCUGGGUUAUGGCUCUGUCUGUGUGUUUUGCCUUCACCAUCACUAUUGGUACGUUUCCUGCGGUCACUGUGGACGUCAAAUCUACCAUUGCUGAUGGUGGAGCGUGGGAGAAGUAUUUCAUCCCAGUGUCUUGUUUCCUGUUCUUCAAUGUGUUUGACUGGGCUGGACGCAGUCUGACCGCAGUGUGUAUGUGGCCUGGUAAAGACAGUAAGCUGCUGCCGGCUCUGUUGUUGGCGCGUGUGGUUUUCGUGCCGCUCUUCAUGCUGUGUAACGUUCAGCCUCGCUAUAACCUGCCCGUCUUCUUCACACACGACGGCUGGUUCAUCGCCUUCAUGAUCCUCUUCGCUUUCUCCAAUGGAUAUCUGGCCAGUCUGUGCAUGUGCUUCGGCCCAAAGAAAGUGGACCCGAGUGAAGCAGAAACAGCAGGAGCCAUCAUGGCCUUCUUCCUGUCUCUCGGUCUGGCCCUCGGAGCGUCUCUAUCCUUUCUGUUCAGAGGACUCGUCUGAAUCAAACACAGCACAGUGUUGAAGACAAGAAACCAGAUCUAGAGCAGAAAACCCAGAUCCAGAGCAAAAACCAGAUCAAGACUACAAAUUAUAUCCAAAGCAGAAAACCAGAUCCAGAGAAAGAACCAAGACUCAGAGCAAAAACUAGAUCCAGAACAGAAAGCAGAUCCAGAGCAGGAACCAGAUCCAGAGCAGACACCAGAUCCAGAGCAAAAACCAGAUCCAGAGGAGAAACCUAGAUCUAGAUCAUAAACCCAGAUCCAAAACAGAAACCCAGAUCUAGAUCAUAAACCAGAUCCAAAACAGAAACCCAGAUCUAGAUAAUAAACCCAGAUCCAAAACAGAAACCCAGAUCUAGAUAAUAAACCCAGAU
This is a messenger RNA of Danio rerio (zebrafish), 2140 nucleotides long. Lineage: Eukaryota; Metazoa; Chordata; Actinopteri; Cypriniformes; Danionidae. The record is from RefSeq and is a predicted model, not a curated record.